Messenger RNA from Arachis stenosperma, 1480 nucleotides. RefSeq names its product protein THYLAKOID ASSEMBLY 8-like, chloroplastic. NCBI's taxonomy places the organism in Eukaryota, Viridiplantae, Streptophyta, Magnoliopsida, Fabales, Fabaceae. The coding region runs from base 386 to 1165 and encodes 259 amino acids. Gene Ontology annotation, molecular function: protein binding. The record is from RefSeq and is a predicted model, not a curated record. The transcript is spliced from 4 exons.
CAUUUUCUUUCAUCUGUCAGAACGUCUCUGUCUCGCCUUCAUUUUUUGAGUCUCUCUCAAUCUCACUCCAGUCUCAUCUCAGUCACACUCGCCGGCGUCUCGUGGUUCGUCUCGCCGACGUCUCGUCGUCACGCGGCCUUCCUCGUCAUCUCACUCGAGUCUCGUCCCUGGGCUCCUCGUCGCCAGCGGCAGAGGCAACUCGUGGGGUCGUGGCUUGCUUCGUCGCUUUCCGUGGGGUCGUCGUCUUCUGGUUUCUUUUCGUCGUCUUCGCGUGGACCGUGGAUCAUUGUUGGACGAGUGAUCCAGUUAUGUAUCUGGGUCGAUUACGGGUUCAAAUAAGUAAUAACUAUAAUUCAUGACGAUGAAGUGAAGCGUGAUACUGAUCAUGGCGUCUCGUCGUUGCUUCACAAUGUUGAGACGGGCUCGUUUGGCUUCGGUAUUCCUUCGACACUUCACCACAACUCCCAACACCAUUACCCACCACUCUUCUUCUUCAUUGUUGUUGCCACCAUUACUGAGAGUCUUUGACUCUGCCAAAAUGGCGUCGUGUUUCCGGCACUACCACGACGGAAGGCCCAGAGGCCCACUUUGGAGAGGAAAGAAGCUCAUUGGCAAAGAGGCGCUCUUUGUCAUUCAAGGUUUGAAGCGCUUCAAGGAUGACCACGACAAACUUCACAAGUUCAUCAAAAACCAUGUCUUGAGGCUCUUGAAGCUCGACUUGAUCGCUGUUCUCACUGAGCUUGAGCGCCAGGAAGAAGUUUCUCUCGCCCUCACGGUUUUUAAGGUGAUGCAAAAGCAAGAUUGGUACAUUCCGGAUAAAUACUUGUAUAAGGACUUGAUUAUUGCACUGGCAAGGGCUAAAAAGAUGGACGAAGUAAUGGAAAUGUGGGAAAGCAUGAAAAAGGAGAAUCUCUACCCUGAUUCUCAGACCUAUACUGAGGUUAUAAGAGGCUUCUUGAAGUAUGGGUCUCCUGCAGAUGCGAUGAAUGUGUAUGAGGACAUGAAGAAUUCUCCAGAUCCACCAGAGGAGCUACCAUUCAGGAUUCUGUUGAAAGGGCUCUUGCCUCAUCCACUUCUGAGAAACAAAGUGAAACAAGAUUUUGAGGAGAUUUUUCCUGAUUCAAGUAUAUAUGAUCCACCACAAGAGAUAUUUGGUGUACGCUGAGGAGCUCCAGGCCUUAUGAAGCAUUCUGGAAGGAGCUGAGUUGUGGAACAACCAGGGUAGGAGUUGAGGGCCAAGGCUGUUAUGGAUGGUGCUUCUUGUUUGAGCUUCAUUUUGUAGGUUGAGGGUUUACAUUUACUGAUUAGUCUUUGUAUAUAGUGUUGAGGUGGAUUGAACUUAGAUCGGUUUGAAAGAUGUUGAUGCUCUUUUUCAAUUUCAUCGUCCAUAACUCCGUAUCAGCAAUGUGCAAUUUGUUAUCAAAGAAAAAUAAAUUUUUAGUAUUUGCUGAACAGCAUGAUGGAUAUUAAACUUUUAAGC